AUGAUUCUCAUUAUGUUCGUUACCAUUAUUGGUCUUCUAUUAACGAUAAAUUCUCAUGUAUUAUCAGUAGAUGAAAUUCCUAGAAAUGAAAGGAAUGACUAUGGAAUGCUAUCAAUUAAUCGAGCACGAUUAAUUAGCACUAUUUUCGAAGCACCAUUUAUGAUGCUGAAACACAAUCACAAUGAAACAUUUUCGGAACAAACUAUCGCUCAAGGAACAGUCCUUGAUCCAUCAAUGGUCGAAGGUUAUUGUGCGGAUUUAGCAUAUACAAUAUGUCAUGAAAGAUUGAACAUUUCCUAUAAAUUUCUCAUCGAGACUAAAUAUGGUCAUCGAGCUACCAAUGGAGUAUGGACUGGUAUAAUGGGUGCAUUGAUAAACCACAAAGCUGAUUUAGCAAUAGCACCACUUAUCGUUAAUACUGCACGUGAGAAAUUAGUAGACUUUACUGUGCCGUUUAUGACCUCUGACAUGUCGAUGAUAAUGUUAAAGCCUGCCAAACAAAAACCGGACUUAUUCUUCUUCUUAUUUCCAAUGUCUAAAACAGUAUGGUUUUGUGUUCUUCUUUCUUAUAUUCUUGUUAGUAUUAUCUUAUUAUUUAUUAAUCGAAUUAUAAAUUAUGAAUAUUAUCCUCAAAACAACUAUGAUACAUUGUCCAUGUGCACUGCUCUUUGUUUUCCAUUGACUUAUUUGAUGCAUUGGAAUAUCUCUCGCUCAACUGCAGGCCGUGUUGCUAUUAGUGCUUGGUGGUUAUUUUGUCUAAUUUUCUUCGCAAUAUAUAUUGCUAGUUUGAUCGCAUUAUAUCCUUUUUCAUCAAGAAUGAUAUCACCUAUAGAAUCGCUAGAAGAUCUUUCGAAACAAAUAACAAUUCGAUACGGAAUAUUAAAAGAUAGUUCAACCAUGAAUUUUUUCAGUAAGUCAAAUAAUGAUAUUAUUCAAAAUAUGUGGAAUUUCAUGCAAAAGCACAAAGACGAUGCUUUCGUAACAUCAUACCGUGUCGGAAUUGAAAAAGUACGACAGUCAAAAGGAAGAUAUAUCUUUCUUGCAGAAUCUACAUUUAGUGAAUAUAUUAGUGAACGUCUUCCUUGUGAUAUAAUGACUAUUCGUGUGGAUAUUAAUUCGAAAGAAUAUAGUAUCGUAACACCAUUAAAAUCUGACCUACGUAAAGCAAUUAAUGUUGCCACACUCGAACUUCAUGAGAACGGUUUUCUUAAACGACUCAAACAGAAAUGGUUCUAUGAAAGAUCCGAAUGUACGAAUUUACAAACAAAAAAUGAUUUAAGAUCAAUGAUGCAAUUAAAUUCAUCUAAUAUGGCGGGUGUCUUUUAUGUAUUGAUUUUUGGUCUCGGCCUUGCUAUAAUUAUUGCAUUUUUCGAGUUUUUAUCUACAGCAAAGCAUGAUUCAAUUCGUUUAAAACAAAAUUUAGGCAAAGUGAUGUGUGACAAUCUACGUAACUCGAUUAAAAGUGGAAAUAUAAAGCAAAAUACAAAUUCAUCAAAUAUGCCAGAUGUAAUGGAAGCAUCGAAAAACAACAAAGAGAUACUCAUCGACGAGGAUCGCACGUUAGUUGUUACAUAA
Adineta ricciae is the source of this 1575-nucleotide messenger RNA. The record is from the annotation of a GenBank genome assembly. Lineage: Eukaryota; Metazoa; Rotifera; Eurotatoria; Adinetida; Adinetidae.